AUGUGUAUGAUCCACAAGUCCAAGCCUCAGUCUCAUAACAAGAACGAUGACAACACCAAGACUAAAGCCAGGGCCAAGGUCGAACAGAAAACUCGUUCUUAUAGCCUGAGACCUAGUUCGAAAUCACCCACCAAGAUAUUCUUGAAAUUCAAAUUACCUUCGCCUCCCCCACUUAUUCCGCCAUCAAAUCUCAAGAUCAGAUUCAAGGUGCCCCCCCUUGCACCCCGGAAUUCCAGCUUCCAACCAAUGUCCGAAUGA
This is a messenger RNA of Kwoniella shivajii, 258 nucleotides long. RefSeq lists its product as uncharacterized. Bases 1 to 258 code for a protein of 85 amino acids. The transcript has a single exon. Lineage: Eukaryota; Fungi; Basidiomycota; Tremellomycetes; Tremellales; Cryptococcaceae. The record is from RefSeq and is a predicted model, not a curated record.